UUCCAACAAUCCGUACUUGAACCAAAGUCCAAAACACUCACGCUUGGCCCGCAGAGUAUGUAUGUGUGAAUGAGAGAGUAGACCGGCGGGUAGCAUCAUUUAUGGUUGGUUGGAUAGCUCUUCCACUCUCCCAUAUUGGUUGAGUCUGACUGAAAAUGGAAAGUAGCUAAACACGAGUUUAGUUAGAGUUCAGAUGAUGGAGUUAGCACGUGCUCUUGCACUUGCACCGUUCUCCUCCUUCUUCUUCUUCUUCUUCUCCGGCUGGCCAUGGUGGGACCAUAUCAGCGACUCCACUCAGUGGCAGAGCGCUCUCUUCUACUCUCUCUGUGCCGCUUACGCUCUCAUCUCCUCCGUCGCUCUGAUUCAGCUCAUCAGAAUUGAGCUCAGAGUACCUGAAUAUGGCUGGACUACUCAGAAGAUUUUCCAUCUCAUGAACUUCAUUGUCAGCGGAGUACGUGCACUAGUGUUUGGAUUUCACACCAAAGUUUUCACUCUGCAUCCCAAGGUUUUGGUUUUGGUGCUAUUAGAUCUGCCUGGACUUGUGUAUUUCUCAACAUACACACUUCUAGUACUUUUCUGGGCGGAAAUUUAUCAUCAGGCGAGGAGUUUGCCGACGGAUAAGCUGAAGAUAGUUUAUGUAUCUGUAAAUGGUGUUGUGUAUUUUAUUCAGGUUUGUAUUUGGAUUUACAUCUGGAUAGAUGACAAUAGUGUUGCGGAGUUAAUUGGACAGAUAUUUAUUGGAGCUGUGUCAUUUAUUGCUGCAAUAGGCUUCCUAAUAUAUGGAGGAAGAUUAUUUUCCAUGCUGAGGCGUUUCCCAAUUGAAUCAAAGGGUAGAAGGAAGAAGCUUAAUGAGGUCGGAUGUGUCACAGCAAUCUGUUUCACCUGUUUUCUGAUAAGAUGCUUGAUGGUUUUUAUAUCUGCAUUUGAUUCUGAUGCAUCACUUGAUGUUUUAGAUCAUCCAAUUUUGGAUUUUAUCUACUACAUGCUGGUUGAGAUCGUGCCUUCAGCUUUAGUACUCUUCAUCCUGCGCAAAUUGCCGCCGAAGAGAAUAUCAGCUCAAUAUCACCCUAUCCGUUAGCUGCAGUCCAUCUUGGAUCAUACUUUAUUCGGUUUCACCCUUCGGUUACGAUUUUUGAUGGCAUUGCAGUGAAUGGUAUUCAUUUGCUCUUUUGACCAUCAUAAUAAUCUCAUGCAGCAGUUCUUUUUGCAUGUGUAGUAAUCAACGGUUGCUGCUGGGGGAGGAGAAUUUGGGUUCUUCUUUUCUAGUUUGUGAGACAUCAAGAUCGUGAUUUUCACUCUAUGUAAGUAAAAGGGGGAUUGUGAGGAGUUGAGUGAGGAGUUAGAGAAAAUAGAGAUUUUGAUGUGGUUUUGAGAUGUGUUGCCAACAUUCUAAAGAGUUCCAGCUUUGAUUGUUUGUGUCCAACACACCUACAUUGAUGUACUCAUUCUUUUUUGUUUUUUCUAGAAUACGAGUGUCUUGUUUGAUGAAGAAUUUAGACUAAUAUAUAAAGGUUGAGGUUGUUGCUUUUUCAA
Molecule: messenger RNA, 1533 nt
Organism: Lotus japonicus
Lineage: Eukaryota; Viridiplantae; Streptophyta; Magnoliopsida; Fabales; Fabaceae
Product: tobamovirus multiplication protein 1-like
Exons: 11
Coding region: 194-1078 (294 amino acids)
Cellular component (GO): plant-type vacuole membrane
Source: RefSeq, a predicted model, not a curated record